AUGGGGAGUCCUAUAACUAGAGCAGGUCGCUGGGUCAUUCUUGCGGCCUUCGUCUUUGUGCUGCAUGGCUCAUUUACAGCCUUUGGGACUUUGCGCGAUGAACGCGCCAGUGAAGUGCUUCAUGCUUCGCAUCGUCCCACACUCGAAUUCGCUUCUCAUGAGGCUUCUCCUGCCAGCUCAGGGGUGGGCAAAGAAUCCCUCCGGGUGGGUCGGCCGGUGCUUCUUGAUGGUGGCGCUAGUGACGGUGCGUUCAUACAGCAGAAGUCUGCGUCCUCGGCCUCCCCAAAAGCUGAUGACGCAACAUCUUUCCUGCGUGAUCCCGCUGGCCCUACAGGGCCCCGUCUUUCUGUAGAAUCUACUGCCUCCGCUCAAUCGGCUGCAGAGGUCACCAAUAGCGUAAUGGCCGGCCAGACCCUGCACUCAGGAGAGAGAGUUCAGAUAGUCAGUCGCCACAUAGUAGCGGACGUUGGACCUGCUGAAGCCAAUGAAGCAUCUGCAUUUCUUGCCGGCGAAGCCGAUUCCAGCAACUCAAAAUCGGUGUCCACUGUGUGGAGCUGGAAUCCCUCGGGGUCGACCGAGUCCCCAGAGUCAGAAGACCUUAAGCAUUCUGGUCCGCCAAAAGACUUUGAGGAACUUCCGCUCCUUGAUAAACACGCUGAGGAACAGACGAGAGCAGAAGAGGCCGCUCAAGGUAGUGUGGCAGAGGCUGCUGAAGAGCUCUCAACCGCCUCGGAGUCCGAAGCAACUGGUCAGGAGCAGAGUGGAGCUGCUGGUACCAGUAUUUCGACAGUUUCUGCCUUAGGAUCGUCACAUGAAGGGUCGUCCGGCGUCAACGAUAGCGGAGAAAGUCGGUAUAUUAGAGGUUACCCGGAGUACUUUUAUAGGAAACUCCGUAGUUCGCUUGGCUAUAGACACCCCACGAAUCCUGAGCAUAGAUCAGCGACAUAUCCAAGACACAGGUAUUUUGGAAGCAGAUACGUUGGCACGCCUUUGGAUGAUGGCGAUGGCAGCAGCUAUACGCCUUCAGGGAAUAACACUAUGCGUGGUGUGGAUGGGGGCUCUAUGAGUUCAGGUAAUCCAUCUGGAAGCAGACCGGCUAGAAGCAGGUUCUACACAACACCAGAGGAAGGCUCUGUGUCGGACCAAGUGGAAACUCCACCCGUUAACCCAUAUGGCAGGGGCUGGCUCCCUUCAGACGUAGUGGAUAUUUACACAGGGACUCUGCUUGGUAAUCCUCAAGCGCGAACAGUUAGCGAAAAGAAAUCUCAGUGCAUACACACCGUUGGGGGCGUAACAGUGGACGCCACGUAUUUGGAUUAUUCGUGCACCGGUGUCAUUAAUCUGGCAUACAGCGAGAAGGCUUCUAAGUUUUUAACACGACGGCUUCAGUUACAGAACACGACCAACGAGCCAUUGACAGUCGUUAUCAAGACGGUCAACGCAAAAGUGCCACUGCAGCAGUGCAAUCAUGGUCCUUACUCUGUUCUGCAGCAAAGGGGGGGGCCCGCUUCUUUCCUUCAGGGGGCUUCCAAGGAGGAGGGAGCUGCCGCAGCAAAAGUAUAUAUUGAAGAUAUUCUUCAUGAGAUACAGAGACACAACCGCAAGGAACCGGACGCCCCAAUCGAUCUGGUGGUUUCUUUCGCUAGCCCCCUGGACAGCCCGCAGACAGCUGCUGGUGGUACUAGCUUUAUGCAAACAAAGGAAGGCGCAGAGAGCAUCAAGCACUUAUGCGAUGAGCUGCUAUCGGUUCUGGAAGAUGGGACGAACUACAUGUGCGAGAUCCUAUGGGCCGUGGAUAUGAUCAUUCUUCAGUUACCCCCACACGCAGAUUUCUCCGAGGGUAGUGGGGUGCACAGGAUGCUCAAUAGGCUGUUGGAGCUGCAUGGUGACCGCAUUGUUUUCUGGGAGCUUUCGAAAUCUAUGUCGCUGCAAAUGGUACCGGUCGAUCAAGACCUUCCAGAGCCGCCUUUACCUCCCUUCCAAAGGCCCAUAUUUUUGCAGGCCAAGGAGGCACUUCAGGAGCAAUGUUCUGCUAAGGCAACGGCCCGUGCGCAUCUUCUGAGCGGCGAUUCCCCUGUGUCUUCGCGUAUACCGGGGGACCCGGAUCUUGAAGACAAACUCUGGGGGAUAUAUGCGGCCAGAUGCGUGCAUGCGUGGAUGCACGGCGAGAAGGGCUCGAAGGACGUAGUUGUGGCAGUUGUGGACUCUGGAAUAUCAAGGCAUCUGGACCUGGAUGCUAACGCGUGGCAUAACCGGGGGGAAGUGGUUGACGGCAAGGACAAUGAUGGAAACGGCUUCGUUGACGACGUCAAUGGAUGGAAUUUCGCCACAGACUCGAAUCAUAUAUUAGACGCCAACGGACACGGGACGCAUGUUGCAGGAACUAUUGGAGGAGUCGCCAACGAAGAGGCAAUUGUAGGAUGCUCUCCGCACGUCUCGCUAAUGAAUGUACAGCAGUUCGACGCUAGUGGAAAGGGGAGCCUCGGCAGCGGGGUGCGGGGCAUUUCGUACGCUCUCUUGGGCGGUGCGCACGUCGUCAACAAUAGUUGGGGCUCUACGGAGACCUCAGCAUCUUUGGAGCUCAUUAUUCAGAGGGCUAUGUGCAUGCGAAAAGGUUUGGGCAGCUUAAUUGUUAAUGCUGCCGGCAACAGUAGCAGCAACAACGACUUACUUCCUUACUUUCCCGCUGGCAUCGACUACAAGCAUACUAUUUCUGUCGGUGCCUACAACUCGGAUGGAGACCUCUCCCCUUUUAGCAAUUACGGAAAGAAAUCAGUGACGCUCCUGGCUCCAGGAGAACGGGUUUACUCGACGUAUCUUAACCAGGACUAUGAAUACCUCUCAGGGACUUCCAUGGCUGCGCCACAUGUAUCUGGAGUUGCAGCUCUGGUUUAUGGAGUAUUUGCAAAAGCAAACUCAGAGGUCACUGCGGCUGAAGUUAAAGAUAUCAUUUUAGCUACACUGCAACAACUGGAAGCUGCAAAAGAAACCACUCAGUAUGGUGGCGCUCCCGAUGCGAUGGCCGCAGUUUUGAUGGCACGUAUGGGAGGCAUGUGGUGCCAGAUGAAAUGUACCGAUAUGAUAGUCGAUCUGGAUGCUGGCGAAAAGUACGCGCCGAGCGUAUACAUCCGUGGAUAUGCAGAAGGCAUGUAUACGGCUGAUAUCCAGGUUGAGGUAUACAAAUCGGGACAGCUACAGGCAUCAACAAGAAUCCCGUUAUCCUUGAAUAGCAGCACAAGUCCACAGGAAAAUAGCCCCACAGACGGAGUUGCAGCCACUGCUUUUAGCAGCGAUGCUAAGGAGAGGGACCACUCCAAUCCUUUAUGUGAUGUGCAGUUGAAAUACACUGGCACUUUAGGGGGUACGGAAUGGAGCGCAAUGGCAAUAGCCGCAGUUACUCUAGGCGCUAUUACGGUGCUAUUGUUGAAAGCUCCAAAGAAAGUUGUCAAGGUUUUGGAAGAUGACAAAGAAGACACCAGUAUUGGUUUGUUGAGGGAGAAGUCAAUUCCCCGCGUAGAGAGCGAUAUGUUCGCAGUGGACAGUCCUCCGGGUGGUGAACUAGACUCACAACAUGCCGAGGCUUUAGAGUAA
Cyclospora cayetanensis is the source of this 3591-nucleotide messenger RNA. RefSeq lists its product as uncharacterized. Bases 1 to 3591 code for a protein of 1196 amino acids. The record is from RefSeq and is a predicted model, not a curated record. Gene Ontology annotation, biological process: proteolysis. NCBI's taxonomy places the organism in Eukaryota, Apicomplexa, Conoidasida, Eucoccidiorida, Eimeriidae. Gene Ontology annotation, molecular function: serine-type endopeptidase activity. The transcript has 15 exons.